Molecule: messenger RNA, 1073 nt
Organism: Lathyrus oleraceus (garden pea)
Lineage: Eukaryota; Viridiplantae; Streptophyta; Magnoliopsida; Fabales; Fabaceae
Product: auxin-induced in root cultures protein 12
Exons: 1
Coding region: 117-857 (246 amino acids)
Source: RefSeq, a predicted model, not a curated record
AUAAUCUUUUGCUGUCCACACGUUCGUUUUUACUAUAUAUUGCUACUUCCAACCACAAAGUUGAAAACCAUUACUACAAUCUCUUUCUUCUUUCUUCUUUGUUACAGUCUUCAACAAUGGCUUCACCUUUUUCACCUUUUGUUUUAGCGCUCACAGUUUCCAUUUUCAUCUCUCUAGUCUUUCCCACUUCAGCUCUCACCUGCACUUCUCAGAAGCUUUCACCGAACCACUCCUUCGCAAACUGCACAGAUCUCCCAGCUCUAGGCGCCACUCUUCAUUACACCUACAACGACACCACCCGGGCCAUCUCCGUCGCUUACUCCGCCACACCGCCUGCAAACGGUUGGGUUGCAUGGGGAGUUAACCCCAGCGGCGGCGGUAUGGUCGGAACUCAAGCACUCAUCGCUUUCAAAAAGCAAGAUAAAGUCGAAGUCCUCCUCUUCAAUCUCACUUCCUACAAUUCUCUCACUCCCGUCACGAAUCUCUCCGUUGAAACAUCGGCGAUUUCCGGUGAAGAAUCUAACGGCGUUAUAACGAUAUUCGCAACGGUUAUUUUACCGAAAAAGACGGAUGUUAAUAUUACUCAGGUCUGGCAAGUGGGACCCGUUGUUAGUGGGAGGCCAAUGAAGCAUGAUUCAACGCCGGAUAACUUGAAAGCUGUUACGAGUUUGUCUGUGGAGACCACUGCAAUUGGAGGUGCGAAUAGCACUACUGGAGGUGGGAAUAGCACUACUGGAGGUGGGAAUAGCACCGCAUCUGCUCCUUCUGCUGCAGGUGGUGGGGUGAGUUUAGUAGUACCUGGGUUGGGAUAUUGCUUUGGGUUUGUUAUGAUAUUAUUCAGUUUAAUUACUAUGUGAGAGAGAAUGAGAAUGAUUUGAUGUCAUUCUUUUCACACUCUUUCUUGAACAAUAAUUUUUCUUAUUUAUUAUUAUGUCUAUCAUCACUAUCCUCUUGGUUUGUUUCUUUCUUUUCAGAAGUUGAAUCUGGAAAUUUUUCAGAUCUCAAUUUGGUUUUAGACCUUUUGUAAUUUGUAUCCACUUUAGAAAUUCAGCUUUUACGGAUUCCUAUUUUAA